ACAUGCCCGAAAUGGAGGCGAGCUCCUGCCCGAGCAACCGCACGUGGCUGCAGGGGACGCGGGAGGCGUUGUCCUGCGGGGCCACCGGCAACCCCGCGCCCACCGUCACCUGCGCCCGCGACGGGGCCACCGUCAGCACCCAGAGACCCGAGCUGGUCACCCGCUCCCGCGCCGGCACCUACCUCUGCAACGCCACCAACAGCCUGGGGACGCGCAGCCGGCUCGUCACCGUCCGCGUGGAGUAUGAGCCCAGCCUGACGGAGAGCGGGUGCCCCGCGCACCGCACCUGGGUGGAGGGCGAGCGGCGCGAGCUGGCGUGCCGCGCCGAGGGGGACCCGGCCCCCAGCACCCGCUGCACCCGCGACGAGGGCCCCCCCAGCGCCGGGGGCGGCCGGGCCGUCAGCCGGAGCGACGCCGGGCGCUACACCUGCCGGGCCACCAACAAGCACGGCUCGGCGCUGCGCAGCGUCUACGUCAGCGUCGAGUACGAGCCCAGUAUCGGCGAGGCCGGCUGCCCGGCGCGGCGGCUCUGGGUGGAGGGGACGGCGGCGGAGCUGGGCUGCAACGCCAGCGGCAACCCCCUGCCCCACGUCGCCUGCGCCAAGCUGGGGGACCCCCACGCCCCCCCGGCCAGCCCCAACGUCACCCGCGCCCACGCCGGCACCUACCAGUGCCGAGCCACCAACGCCCACGGCUCGGCUCUCCGCAACAUCACCAUCACUGUAGAGUACAGCCCGGUGGCGGUGAGCCUGCGCGUGGUGCCCUCGGCCAACGUCUCCCGCGGCGCGAGCUUCAGCGUGGAGUGCCGCGCCGAGGGGCUGCCGGCCCCCACUUUUGGCUGGGCGCUGCCGCCCGCCCCCAACCUGCGUUUCGGCGCCGACAACCGCUCGGUGGCCGUGGCGCGAGCGGCCGCCGCCAACCGCGGCGUCUACACCUGCACCGCGUCCAACCGGCACGGCCGGCGCGCCGGCAGCGUGGUGGUGCGGGUGGACGAGAGCCGGCUGGCCCUACUGGUGUCACUGGGCGUACUGGGCGCCGUCACCGUGCUGGGGUUGGCGGCGGCGGGGAUUUACUACCUGAAGACGACGGCGUGCAAGAAGGGCGAGUACAACGUGCGGGACGCCGAGGGCACCUCGGAAGGCGCCCGCCUGCACCGGGGGGACGCAGGGGGCCGGGGGGAGGUGUUUGGCAUCCAGCUCACCCCCACCUGAGGGACGGGGACGUCCCCCCCGCCACGCAGGGACGCUUUGCGCGCCGCCGGGUUUCGGCCCCGCGCUUGGCAUAGGCUGGGGGUCCCCAAAGGCGCAGGGGACACGGGGACCCCCGAGCUGGGGCAGCUGUCAUGAUGCUGUCCCCAAGGUAAUGGGCUUGGGGGUGAUUUUUUUGGGGGGGGUUGUUGGUUUUUUAGCCACUUCGGCAUCUUAUUUUAUGGAGACGGCAGCGGGAGGGGCCUCACGCACCGAGGCCAUCGCGGCCGCGCUGGGAUGUGCCAAAUAAAUAAUUUACAUUUUAAA
Oxyura jamaicensis (ruddy duck) is the source of this 1514-nucleotide messenger RNA. It is a transcript of the gene ICAM5, whose product is annotated as intercellular adhesion molecule 5. Gene Ontology annotation, molecular function: integrin binding. The record is from RefSeq and is a predicted model, not a curated record. NCBI's taxonomy places the organism in Eukaryota, Metazoa, Chordata, Aves, Anseriformes, Anatidae. Gene Ontology annotation, biological process: cell adhesion. The transcript is spliced from 5 exons. The annotation marks the transcript as partial.